Molecule: messenger RNA, 1107 nt
Organism: Priapulus caudatus
Lineage: Eukaryota; Metazoa; Priapulida; Priapulimorpha; Priapulimorphida; Priapulidae
Product: galanin receptor type 1-like
Exons: 1
Coding region: 1-1107 (368 amino acids)
Biological process (GO): G protein-coupled receptor signaling pathway
Cellular component (GO): membrane
Molecular function (GO): G protein-coupled receptor activity
Source: RefSeq, a predicted model, not a curated record
AUGGCGUCGGUCGGCGAAUCAGCAUGGACGAUCACUUCCGGCGGAAACGGAACUAACCUGACAGCGCCGCUGACGGCCGAGAUGGGCACGGGACCGGAAGUCAUCAUCAUCCCUCUCGUCUUCCUAGUCAUCGUCAUCGGCGGUUGCUUCGGCAACAGCCUCGUGAUCGUAGUCAUUCUCAAGAAUCGCGAUCAGGGGAAGAACACGACUAAUCUGUUCAUACUCAACCUCAGUUUCGCCGACCUGCUUUUUCUUCUCUUCUGCGUGCCCUUCCACGCGUGGAUCUACACGCUGCCAGACUGGAUCUUCGGCGAGUUCGUCUGCAAGGUCGUGCACUUCGUGCAGUACUGUUCGAUGCUUGCUAGCGUCUUCACGCUCGUCGCCAUGUCGAUGGACCGCUGUCUGGCGAUCGUCUACCCGCUGCGGUCGAUGCGAAUUCGCACGCCAGGUGUCGCUCUGCUCGUCUGCGGGGUGAUAUGGCUGAUGUCGUGCGCGACGUCGUUGCCGUGGCUCGUCGUCUUUCAGAUCACGAGCGUGAUCGACGGCGGCGUCGCGCUGGAGUACUGCGCCGACGUGUGGACGAACCUCGAUCACCGCGCCAUCUACCUGCUGAUGUUUUUCGUGCUGGGCUACGCCGUCCCGUUCGCGCUCAUGCUCGUGCUGAACCUACUCAUGGUGCGCCAGCUGUGGAUUUUCUCCGGUCCGAACGGUCCGACCGUCGAAUCGAUACGGAACCGGAUGAAAGUGACACGCCUCGUCAUCAGCGUCGUCGUCGUCUUCGGCAUCUGCUGGCUGCCGUCGCACGUCGCCACGAUGUGGUUCAACUUCGGCACGGUGAACUGGAGCGACGAGCGCACGAUCCGGACCGUGUACAUAUUCCGGAUCUUCACACACAUGCUCUCCUACGUCAACUCGAGUUUGAAUCCGCUCAUCUACGCGCUCGUGUCCGGUAACUUCCGAAAAGACGUCAAGCGCGCCUUCACGAGAAAGCCGCCAGGUGGCGCGCUGACGAGUCAAAAUGGCCGCAGCAUGACGUAUAAAUCUUUCCGUAGCAACGAGCGCGUCGAACGGACGAUGGGCGGCGCGACAAACUCGACGCAGAUGUGA